AUGGCUGGAUAUGGCACGGUGUCUGAAUAUUACGCUGUGCUGGAUAUGGCUGUAUAUGGCACGGUGUCUGAAUAUUACACUGUGAUGGUUAUGGCUGGAUAUGGCACGGUGUCUGAAUAUUACACUGUGAUGGUUAUGGCUGGAUAUGGCACGGUGUCUGAAUAUUACACUGUGAUGGUUAUGGCUGGAUAUGGCACAGUGUCUGAAUAUUACACUGUGAUGGUUAUGGCUGGAUAUGGCACGGUGUCUGAAUAUUACACUGUGAUGGUUAUGGCUGGAUAUGGCACGGUGUCUGAAUAUUACACUGUGCUGGAUAUGGCACGGUGGCUGAAUAUUACACUGUGA
Molecule: messenger RNA, 345 nt
Organism: Pelobates cultripes (western spadefoot toad)
Lineage: Eukaryota; Metazoa; Chordata; Amphibia; Anura; Pelobatidae
Source: the annotation of a GenBank genome assembly